UUCUCCAUCCACCCUUUCUCCCUCUCUCUCAUUCUCUUUCUCGCGUCCUCUCAUUUAUCUACUCGCUCGUGUAUAGAAAGGCGCGUCACGCGUCGAUAGAGUAACGAUACGUUCUCGUGGGCAAGCUACUACGAAGAUAGAUCGUUGGUGUGACUCAUUCGUGUUUCUUCUUCUUCUUCUUAUUAUUAUUAUUUUUAUUCUUAUUCUUCUUUCUUUCUUUCUCAAUAUCAAAGCGAAUCCCUGUCUUUUUCUUCGAUCUUUCUUCGAGCAAUCGUGCCUCGUCGCCGCUCGCGUCGUCUCACGCGUACGCGUACGCGUGCGCGCGGCCGCGCGCGUAACUUUCGCAUCGACAGAACGAAAGAUACAAACGACGAGAGGAUGGCCGCGAAAACUAGUAACGAUCUUGUUGACUAUCUCGGAGAAUAUAGACGAUACUUCGAGGAGUUCGUUAAAAAAAUUAAUCCGGAGGAUCAAUUGCCUAUGAAGGUUAAUGCUUACAGUAUCACCGAAACGGAACUCAUUGGUGAGAUCAUCUACUUGACGCUGCAAUACAUCAAACAACCACGUUGUCCACGUAAUUUACAAGGAUAUCUCGUUCGUCUUGUAUUGCAAGAAAUAAAAGAAUUAUGCGAGAAACAACCGGAAGAAUGUGGGUUCAAAUUAGAAACAAAAUCAUACGCUCCGCUCAAACUUAUGCAAGCAGUUACGAGUAAAGUAAAUGAAAUAUUUACUCGCUAUUUAGACAAUAGUAGAUUAGCAAUGUUACCCCCACCUUCUUCGAAAUUGCCACCUUUGGCAAGAAGUGCCGCACUGAAGAAUGGCAAAAGAAAAAUGGAGGAUAGACACGUAGAGAUUUACGACCUACAUACCAUUUGUAAUGUACAGAAUGACUCCUUAGCAAGUUACUUCGCAGUAUUUGAUGGACAUGGAGGAGAAGAUGCAGCGGUCUAUUGUGCUACACACCUACAUCAGUAUUUAGCAGAGAGUAUAUAUUAUCCUACAGAUCCAGAGCGUGCCUUAUGUGACGCUUUUCACACUACUGAUACAAGAUUUAUCGAAAAAGAGAGAACGCAAAAAGUAAUUGGAGGUACGACUGCAGUCUGUGUAUUAUUAUUGGAUAAAAAAUUAUAUAUUGCUUGGGUAGGAGAUUCUUUGGCUAUGCUAGUGAAACGUGGCAAAGUGGAAGAACUAGUAUACCCUCAUAGACUAUCUCGAUACGAUGAAUCCGAGAGGAUACAACAAAUGGGUGGGAUGCUGGCGUUUAAUCAAGGCACAGUACGAGUUAACGGAGUUUUGGCUGUAUCUCGUGCUAUUGGAGAUGUACAGUACAAACCCUAUGUAACUAGUACUCCGGAUACACGUUGCAUUUCUUUAGACGGUACCGAGGAUUUUCUUAUAAUUGCUACCGAUGGAGUCUGGGACUUUGUCAACACGUACGACGCUGCUAUGAUCGUUUACGUCGCGAUACGAGAAUAUCCUGACGAUCCAAAUUACGCCGUAACGAGCUUGAUAAAAGCAGCCAAACACGCUGGCUCUUUGGACAACAUUACAGCGAUCGUGGUCUUCUUAACGGCACCAAGUGAUAUAGUAGCGAGGUCGAGCGACGCCAAUUCUGUUCUCGUCGUGAAAUCGAUGAAAAACAUGGCCGUGAACAAUCCAUACGUACAGAAGGAUCUCAGCGAUGGCAUGUUCUUCAAGCAGAUGAAGCAAUACCAACAGCAACAUCAGCAACCUUACGACAACGAUCAAGAAGAGAGGCACGCUAAUGGAUCGGAAGAAACGGCGAUGGACGACGGUGGUUUUCACGAUGAGAUAACCGGUGGUGGUGCUGACGGAAAACACGAAGAGAAUGAUGCCGCGGAUUAUAUUUACGAGGAUCUUGGACCUGAGACAGACGUCGAUGCUGUCGAUGACGUGGACAACGCGGACAACCUGGACAAUUUGGACAAUGUUCAUGAAAACCCAUUACUCGACAAUGUUCCUGCUAUUGCUGCCGAUCUCUCGGAUGGAAUAUUUCUAGAGGGAAAAAAUAUGCCUAAGUGUGAUGAGAACAAUUUCCAAGAAGAGAAUGCAGCCCUCAACGAAACCCUCGAAACAACCCUCGACGACGACGACUCGCCGGCCAACAACGACAUAAAAGCUCUUCAGCAUGCACUGUUACUCGAGGCGGAUAACGUAGCGGAUAGCGAGGAUUCCGAGGACGAGUGGAAUUACUAUCGUGUUGGGCCAAACAAAGAGAAAGAUACAGUUGCGUCUUCCGAAGAGCUCCACGAAAUAAAGAACGACAACGAAAUUAAGAACGUUGAACAUCUUGACGAGGAUAACAACGUGGAGGAACCACCUCGGUCUCCAACGUCCGAGCAUAACUUUAGCAGCGAAUGUGAGAGUCAAAAAGGAGAGGAAAUAUUACCUGAGCUUAUUAACACUGAUAUUAGCGUCGAAGAAAAAAGAGAAAUUGACUCUGCAUUCGUAAAGCUAGAAAAAGAAGAAGAGGAAGAACAAAAGGAAGUUGAGAAGGGAGAAGCAGAGGAAGAA
Molecule: messenger RNA, 2535 nt
Organism: Vespula pensylvanica (western yellowjacket)
Lineage: Eukaryota; Metazoa; Arthropoda; Insecta; Hymenoptera; Vespidae
Product: protein phosphatase 1E
Exons: 10
Biological process (GO): negative regulation of protein kinase activity; protein dephosphorylation
Molecular function (GO): protein serine/threonine phosphatase activity; cation binding
Source: RefSeq, a predicted model, not a curated record